AUGAAAAAUCAAAGAAUUGAUGCAUUUUUUAAGAGGAAGGCUAAUAUUCAAGAAGGGGAACAUAUAACUUCUACAAUAUCAACACCUGUAGAUAGUUCUUAUACUAUAAUGAAUCACGAAGAAAGUGAGAUACAACCUUCAAAAGUUCAAAGAGUUGCAUCUGAUGAGUUUGACCUUAAUUCUUUGGAACGAGACCCUGGAAAACGGCUUCAAAUUUGGCAAUAUCACCCAAACCAGAAAGAUGAGGUUAGACGAGCUUAUCUUAAAUGGGGUCCAUAUCAAAAGCAUCUUGACAAUUAUCCUCUAUCUGGUACGAAGCAUCCAAGACGAUUUCAAUAUGCUUGGUUUGGUAUUUUUUCUUCAUGGUUAGAGUAUUCACCUUCUGAAGAUGCUGCAUAUUGUUUAUUUUGUUAUUUGGUUAGCAAAAAACCCAGUGGACGUAAUGGGUCAGAUAUUUUUAUUAGUAAAGGGUUUAGAAAUUGGAAAAAAGUUAAUGAUGGAAAGAAUUGUGCUUUUCUUAAACAUAUUGGAGAUCCUUGCUCACCACACAAUAAUGCAGUUGGAGCAUGUCUAGAUUUAUUGAAUCAGGCAAGUCACAUCCAAAAUGUAAUUGAUGAUCAUACUUCUGAGGAAAUUCAAAAGAAUCGAUUGCGUCUAAAAUCCUCCAUUGAUGCAACUCGUUGGCUUACAUUUCAAGCUUGUGCUUUCAGAGGCCAUGAUGAGACUCCAGAAUCAAAAAAUCGAGAAAAUGCUCCAUAUAAUGCUAAAUAUACUUCACAUCAAAUUCAAAAAGAAAUCUUGCAUAUACUCUCAAACAAGGUGAGAAAGCAUAUUUGUGAAGAAAUUGGAGAUUCCAAGUUUUGCAUUGUAGUAGAUGAAGCUCGUGAUGAAUCCAAAAGAGAACAAAUGGCACUUGUUUUGAGAUUUGUUGAUAUACAUGGUUUUAUUCAAGAGCGUUUUCUUGAUCUUGUACAUGUUAAAGAUACUACAUCAUUAACUCUAAAACAAGAAUUGUGCGGUAUUCUUUCUCGACAUGGUCUUGAUGUCUCUAAUAUUCGUGGUCAAGGAUAUGAUGGCGCCAGCAACAUAAGAGGAGAAUGGAAUGGGUUACAAGCAUUAUUCUUAAAAGAUUGUCCUUAUGCUUACUAUAUCCACUGUUUUGCUCACCGAUUACAACUUGCAUUAGUUGCUGCAUCAAGAGAAGUUAUUCCUGUGCAUCAGUUUUUUUUUAAAUUGACUUUCAUCGUCAACAUCAUUUGUUCUUCUAGUAAGCGACAUGAUGAGUUACAUGCUGCCAAGACAGAUGAAAUUGUCCAUUUAUUAGAGAUUGAUGAACUUGAAACUGGUAAAGGGGCAAAUCAAAUUGGUACUUUGAAACGAGCAGGUGAUACUCGAUGGAGUUCUCAUUUCUCUUCUGUUUGCAGUUUGAUAAAUAUGUAUGGUGCAACAUUGAUUGUUUUACAAAAGAUUAUUGUUGAUGGAUCAACUUAUUCUCAGCGUGGUGAUGCAGAUAGUGCUUACAAUACCCUGACCUCAUUUGAGUUUGUAUUGAUCUUGCAUUUGAUGAAAGAUAUGAUGGGAAUAACUGAUAUUCUGUGUCAAGCUUUACAAAAGCAGUCUCAAGACAUAGUUAAUGCUGUGCAACUAGUUCAUUCUACAAAAACACUUAUCCAAAACAUGAGAGAUGACAGAUGGGAGGAAUUAUUAAAAAAUGUGAAAUCAUUUUGUGAGCAACAUGAUAUUCUAAUUCCUGAUUUAACUGCUUCUUAUGUUGCAAGGCAAGGACGCUCGCGUCACCAAAAAGAUCAUAUUACAGUUGAGCAUUAUUUUAGAGUGGAGAUAUUUUUAGUCACAAUUGAUAAGCAAUUACAAGAGUUAAAUAGCAGAUUUAAUGAUCAAGCAAUGGAUCUACUAAGUCUGAGCUCUACUCUCAUGCCUAAGGAUGCUUACAAAAAUUUUGACAUUGCUAAGAUUUCUACUCUUGUUGAUAGCUACUAUCCCGAAGACUUUACUGAACAAGAGAAGAUUAAUUUGCCUUUUCAGCUUCAACAUUUUAUUCUUGAUGUUCGUCAGCAUCCAGAAAUGAAGAAUUUGUCAACUAUUCAUGAACUGUGUAGAUGUUUAGCAGAAACAAAAAAGUCAAAAGUGUAUUACUUGAUUGAUAGAUUGAUUCGUCUGAUAUUAACUCUUCCAGUUUCUACAGCUACUACAGAGCGAUCAUUUUCAGCAAUGAAAAUAAUAAAGACAAGGUUAAGAAACAAGAUGGAGGACGACUUUCUUGCGGAUAGUUUGGUUAUUUACAUUGAGAAAGAAAUUGCUGAAAAGUUUAGUUCUGACUCAAUUAUUGAAGAUUUUAAGUCAUUAAAAACUCGAAGAGUACCAUUAUAA
Arachis stenosperma is the source of this 2388-nucleotide messenger RNA. RefSeq lists its product as uncharacterized. The record is from RefSeq and is a predicted model, not a curated record. Lineage: Eukaryota; Viridiplantae; Streptophyta; Magnoliopsida; Fabales; Fabaceae. The transcript is spliced from 2 exons. The coding region runs from base 1 to 2388 and encodes 795 amino acids. Gene Ontology annotation, molecular function: protein dimerization activity.